This is a messenger RNA of Syngnathus typhle (broad-nosed pipefish), 6703 nucleotides long. It is a transcript of the gene vwa8, whose product is annotated as von Willebrand factor A domain containing 8. The coding region runs from base 152 to 5866 and encodes 1904 amino acids. The record is from RefSeq and is a predicted model, not a curated record. The transcript is spliced from 45 exons. Gene Ontology annotation, molecular function: ATP binding; ATP hydrolysis activity. Lineage: Eukaryota; Metazoa; Chordata; Actinopteri; Syngnathiformes; Syngnathidae. Gene Ontology annotation, cellular component: cytoplasm.
UUUUAGUCCCACCUUUAAAUCAUACCGUCUUACGAAAACAAUGAGGUGACAUGUAACAAUCCUGUCUAGGGCAAACAGCAGUUUAGUUUAUUUAUCUGUGAAUGUCAACUUUGUAUGACACCGGCGGCUGCAACAUCGGUUAAAUACAAAUAUGCACCCGCAGUUAUUGUGCAGCCGCACAGCUGCGGCUGUUGCUGCCAGGAGGAUGAGGACUAUAUUGGGUGCCGUGUUGGGGAAAGAUGGCUGGAUGUGGAGAAGCCAUGAGAUCAAACUCCUUAACACGUCCUCAGGUGACAUUGUGAAGAUAGGGGAUAUUUCCUACAAACUCAAAACCCCUCGCAAUCCUGAACUGGUUCCUGUCAAACACAUUGCAGACGUCCUACCCCAGGCUGUUGCGCAGCAUCUGCGAUGGAUCAUGCAGAAAGAUCUUUUGGGUCAGGACGUUUUUCUCAUUGGACCCCCAGGACCCUUGAGGAGGACCAUAGCGAUGCAAUACCUUGAGUUGACCAAACGAGAAGUGGAGUAUGUCGCGCUGUCCAGGGACACCACGGAGACCGACUUGAAACAAAGGAGAGAGAUCCGAGCGGGAACCGCCUUCUACGUUGACCAGUGCGCCGUCAGGGCAGCCACUCAAGGGCGAGUUCUGCUUCUGGAAGGUUUGGAGAAAGCUGAAAGGAAUGUUCUGCCUGUUCUCAACAACCUGCUGGAGAACAGAGAGAUGCAGCUGGAGGACGGACGCUUCCUCAUGGCAGCUGAGCGCUAUGACAAGCUGCUGCAGGAACACACAAAAGAAGAGCUUGACAACUGGAAGAUUGUCCGCGUUAGCGAGGACUUUCGAGUCAUCGCCCUCGGUCUACCUGUACCCAAAUACAAAGGUAACCCGCUGGAUCCUCCCCUCCGCUCUCGCUUCCAGGCCAGAGACGUCUACUAUCUCCCUUUUAAGGACCAGUUGGAGCUGUUGUACACAGCAGGACCAAACAUAGCGGCGGAGAGGGUGUCCCAGCUUCUAUCACUUGCCACCACACUGUGCUCCCAGGAAUCAUCGAACCUUGGCCUUCCUGACUUUCCCGUGGACAACCUCCUUUAUGGCCUUCAUUUAUUGAACGUUUUCCCCAUGAUGUCAUCGCAGCAGCUGGUCCAGAGACUUUAUCCUUACCAUAGCAUGUUGGGCAAGGAGGGGUACAGCGCUGUGGAGACUGUGCUCAGUAAAUUUGAGCUUCUGGAUGGCCGCAGCAAGACAUCGAGCAGCACGGUUAUCAGUGCGUCCAGAACAGCAGGCUUGGAGCACUAUGCAGACGUCACCUUGCGCGUUGAAGAUAAAGAUGUUACGAUUCAGGUCCCUGCUGGCACCAAGGAGCCACGACCACCCAACAGUAGCCCCGCCUUCAUCAGCACCCCCAGCCACUCUCAGCUCAUUGCUGACAUGGUGCAGUCGCACAUGGUGAAGGACAUGUGUCUCAUAGGAACCAAGGGUUGUGGCAAGUCAGUGAUUGCGAAAGAGUUUGCCGAGAUGCUGGGUUAUAGCAUCGAGCCUGUAAUGCUCUAUCAGGACAUGACGGCCAGGGACCUCCUCCAGCAGAGGUUCACGCUCCCCAACGGAGACACGGCGUGGCGUCCGUCGCCGCUGGUCACUGCUGCCAUGGAGGGCAAGCUGUUGCUACUGGAUGGUAUACACAGGGUCAACCUUGGCACACUGGCUGUCCUUUCGAGGUUACUUCAUGACCGGGAGUUGGAUCUAUACGAUGGCACCAGGCUUCUGAGGUGGGAUAGAUACCAAGCACUAAAAGAAGAACAAAACUUUACAGAUGAGCAGCUUAAAGAGAGGUCAAUCUUUGCCAUCCACCCGUCGUUCCGAGUGCUUGCCUUGGCCGAGCCUCCUUUUGUGGGCGCCGGUGCAAGCAGCAGUAACAGCAAAGGUCAGCAGUGGUUGGGGCCCGAGUUGCUCACCAUGUUCAUGUACCACACCGUCAGCCCGCUGGCCCGAGCCGAGGAGGUCGACCUCCUGCAGGGACUGUCUCCUAAUGUUCCUAAGGAGGCUGCUGAACAGCUCCUCCACCUCACGCACACUCUGCGACAAACAAAUGACCCCACGGCACAGUCUCUGGCCUCCUCCCUCUCCACCAGACAGCUGCUGCGGAUUUGUCGCCGAAUCUCUCGCUACCCCGAGGAGAGCAUCGCCCACGCUGUCAACAAGGCUUGCCUCUCGAGGUUCCUUCCCAGUUUGGCUCGCGGCUCUCUCCAGAAAAGCCUUGCCAACUGCGCCAUACAAGAGACUCCAGAAUCUGAACACACACGUGACUUUACUUGUAUGGUCAAAGAUGGUACGCUCACCAUCGGCAAGGUUUCUGCUCCUGUAUACAAACCCAAUGAGAAAAUGAAGGUUCCAGAUGUGCUCUUCUAUGAUAAUCCCCAGCACAUCAUGGUGAUGGAGGAUAUGUUAAAAGACUUUCUAUUAGGAGAGCAUCUCCUCUUGGUCGGCAACCAGGGUGUCGGUAAAAACAAAAUAGUGGACCGGUUCCUGCACCUUCUGAACCGACCCAGAGAAUACCUACAAUUGCACAGGGAUACGACGGUGCAGUCACUGACACUGCAGCCUUCAGUCCGAGAUGGUAUCAUCACAUAUGAGGACUCGCCGCUGGUCAAGGCCGUGAAGAUGGGGCACGUUUUGGUGAUCGACGAGGCCGACAAAGCUCCCACGAACGUGACCUGCAUCCUUAAAACCCUGGUGGAGAGCGGAGAGAUGAUUCUGGCUGAUGGACGCAGAAUUAUCUCGGAUCCACUUGAAGCCAAGGGCAGAGCAAACACCAUCGCCAUGCACCCAGACUUCAGAAUGAUGGUGCUGGCUAACCGACCGGGCUUUCCCUUCCUGGGCAACGACUUUUUUGGAGCUCUUGGCGACAUUUUCAGCUGCCAUGCCGUCGACAACCCCAAACCCAGGGCUGAGCUGGCUAUGUUGAAGCAGUACGGCCCCGGUGUUCCAGAUACGACUCUGGAGAAGCUAGUCGCUGCCUUCGGAGAGCUCCGAUCCAUGGCUGACCAGGGCACAAUUGCCUACCCCUACUCUACACGCGAGGUGGUCAACAUUGUCAAGCAUCUCCAGAAAUUCCCCAAUGAGGGUCUGGCUAACGUGGUGCGGAAUGUCUUUGACUUCGACUCAUAUAACAAAGACACGCGCGACGUCCUGAUCGAGGCACUGCACAAGCACGGCAUCCCCAUCGGAGCCAAGCCCAACGCGGUUCAGCUGGCCAAGGAGUUGCCCCUGCCAGAAGCCAAGAUGACAGGAUUCUGGACGAUAAAUCAACAAGGCAAUGCCCGACGCAAACUGCUGUGUCCUUCUGAGACACAUCGCAUUGACAUCAAGGGCCCGGUCUACCUGCGUAUUCAGGCCUAUCCAUGCGACAGGCAGGAGAGCCGUGCGUUAAGUUUCAGCGAGGAAAAAGCCCACUGGCAGAUUCCCAUGAAUGAAGUCAACAUUAUUUGUGAUGUCACCACCAAAGAUGACACUAUCUACGUGGCCGCAUGUAACCCGGUGACACUUUAUUCCAUGAAGGAGCGCGGAGAGGCCAUCCAGUGCGUGGAACUUUACGACAUCUUCCCUAAGACCAUCAGUGGUGUCUGGCAGCCCUUUGUUACCGUGGCCCCCUUGGGAAGUCCGUUAGAUGGGCAGGUGGUGCUUCACGAGCAACAGAGUAACACAGUGCUCCAUGUGGACAUGGCCACAGGCGCAGUACGGAGACUCAUGUUAUCACCGGACAGCGAGCUGCCUCCCAGCAGAGCUUCGAAUUGGUGGAGCAGUAAAGAACCACAGGGAGAAUAUAAAAUGUGCCGCGACUUUGCCCACAAGAACUGGUUGCUCUUCUACAAGACAGACGGCAACCAGCUGGAGGUGCUAGAUGUGCUGGAGGGCCAGGUUCACACCAUCUCCCUGCCCAUCAACCUCAAGUCUGUCUUCCUAGUGGCAGAGGACCGCUGGCUGCUGUUGGAGAGCAACACUGACAAGAAGUUCCUGCUGACCAAGCCCAUGCACAUGGGGGCAGAGGACUCAGGCGUGUGUCAGCUGCACAGCAUCAGCGAGGACGCCGUCAGCUCAGGCCACGGCGUGGCCACCAGCGCAGAUAACGCGUCCGUACCCCAGAUGCUGUCAUGUGAUCAGCUUCCCAACGAGAAUCUCAGUUCUGCCCUCAGCCAAAAGAUUGUCUCCCCAAAUCGCGUCAUGGCUGACACGAGCACCUUCGCGCGCAUCAUCGUGGGCUUCCCGGACCUCAUGUCUCCCAAUGAGGUGUACAGCUUUAAGAGGGCAGUCGAUCUAUCAGAGAUGAACAGCAGCGACGGUGGCGCACACAUGUUCCUCCGAGGUGGCCUGCGGACCACUGCACCCAAACAGAACAAUUGCGUGAGUCUGCUGUCAGCCAAUCAGGUGGUCCGGGCUCUUCCACCGAGCAAGGUGCCCCUGAAGGAGAUCUACCCAAAAGAUGUCACCCCUCCGAUGACAGCAGCCUAUCUGGAAGUGACUGAUCUUAACUCUAAAAAACUUAAAUAUAUUCCUGUCCCGAGGUCAAUGUCCGUGUCACCCUACACUGGUUGGCUGUCCAAGAUGUCGGAGACUGAUAUCCUGAUGGCGCCGCUCAGCACGGGCGGCGUGGUCACGGUGGACAUGGGCGGUUACGUGCGACUCUGGGAAACGGGAUUGGACACGCUGCAGAGAUCGCUGAUGGAGUGGAGGAAUAUGAUUGGCUCUGAGGACGGCAGGCCGUUGCAGAUUACUGUUCAAAGGGACAGUGGCUUGGAUGUGUCUUCCCCAAAACACGGCAAGGUGGACGCUAACAAUGCACCCCAUGUGGGCGGAAACCAGUGGGCAGGUGGCACAGGAGGUCGAGACACUGCGGGGCUGGGUGGCAAAGGGGGCCCGUAUCGCUUAGAUGCGGGACACAAGGUGUUCCAGGUUUCCCAGGCAGAGAAGGAUGCCGUCCCAGAAGAAGUCCGCAGAGCUGCUCGAGAAAUGGCGGAAAAAGCUUUCAAAGACAGGCUGAAGGAGAUCGAUAUGAGCGAGUACGACGCCACCACCUAUGAGCGAUUCUCCAGCGCUGUCAGGAGACAAGUUCAAUCCCUGCGCAUUAUCCUGGACACUUUGCAGGCUAAAGCCAAAGAACGCCAGUGGCUAAAGAACCAGGCUCUGGGAGAAUUGGACGAUGCGAAAAUCAUCGAUGGCCUCACUGGUGAAAGGUCUAUAUAUAAACGCAGAGGAGAACUAGACCCUGAGCCUGGCACGCCGCAGGAAAAGCCCAAGCGUCUGCGUGUGCUAGCCGACGUGUCGGGAAGUAUGUACCGCUUCAACGGCGUAGACGGCCGCCUGGAACGUUCUAUGGAGGCCGUUUGUAUGGUCAUGGAGGCUUUAGAAAGCUAUGAGCACAAGUUCAAGUAUGACAUAAUGGGCCACUCAGGUGACGGCUAUGACAUCGAACUGGUCCGAGUGGACAGAGUCCCCAAGAACAACAAGGAGAGGCUGAAAGUUCUCAAGACUAUGCACGCCCACUCUCAGUUUUGCAUGAGCGGCGACUACACGCUAGAGGGCACGGCGGCCAGCAUCAAGGAGCUGGCGCGGGAGGAGGCCGACGAACACUUUGUGGUGGUGCUGAGCGACGCCAACCUGGAGCGCUACGGCAUCCGUCCCGAACGCUUCGCCCAGGUCCUCACCUCGGACCCCCAGGUCCACGCCUUCGCCAUUUUUAUCGGGUCUCUGGGCGACCAAGCCGAAAGACUCCAAAAGACCCUUCCGGCUGGGAGAUCCUUCGUUGCUAUGGAUACCAAGCAGAUCCCCCAAAUACUGCAGCAGAUCUUCACAUCAACCAUGCUGUCCAGUGUCUGAGUGAUGGUGCCUCUGACUGAUCUCACACACACGCACAUACACAAACGCUCACUAAUUUAUUUUUGCAACCCAAAAGUCAAGUGCUCAGAUGGCCAAGCUUUCUCGGGAAUGAGCGAGGAAUGCCCCACCUGAGUGAGGACUCUCUUUCAAGGCCUCGGCUCAAGUCCUUGGCUGCCGUGUCAACACGCUCGGGCAUUUCCCCUCUGGCUGGUCGGCACCUCGGUCCUGCAGGGAAUCUGAGAUCUUAUUUCAUGGUCAGACCUCCCACUCUGUUUCCAUUUAGUAUCACUGUGACUUGUUGCAAUGUGCAUGGCUAUCAACUUUUCAACAAGUGCCACACAUUGUGACGUUUUUAUUUUAGAAAAACUAAAAUCUAAUGUCAAAGAAAUACUCAAUAUAUCAACCAGGAGUUUUGUCAUGAUAACAUUCUUUCUCGGGAGUUACUUGUUGCUAGGCAGAGUUGAUCACAACCCACAGUCCACUUUCUAUGGUGCUCGUCUUAAUUAGGGUCACGGGUGAGUCGGAACCUUUAUUGACACAUUUUGGUCACUGCUCUGGGUUGAAUAUCAAAUACUUUUUAACAAAGUGCCGUCAACAUCACAUUUGCCAUCACCACUGCGUGCUCUCAAUUAAGUCCGAUUGAGUGGAUCAAUAGAAACACAUUUGUUUUGAUUUUAUUUAACCUUAUGAAAUGUUUCUCAGAUUUGAACUUUUAAAGGAGACCACAAAUGAAGUAAUGUGUAUCAAGGAUACACAUACAGUAUAUUGUAUGCAAUUGUACAUACAGUGAUAGUAAAUACAAUAGAGGAUUUUAAUAAAAGAGUCAGUGUUAAAUCA